Molecule: messenger RNA, 991 nt
Organism: Mytilus trossulus (common blue mussel)
Lineage: Eukaryota; Metazoa; Mollusca; Bivalvia; Mytilida; Mytilidae
Product: NADH-ubiquinone oxidoreductase chain 2-like
Exons: 1
Biological process (GO): mitochondrial electron transport, NADH to ubiquinone
Molecular function (GO): NADH dehydrogenase (ubiquinone) activity
Source: RefSeq, a predicted model, not a curated record
AAGACCUAUGAUUUUCAAGUGUUAUAAGUAACCUUUACUUGAAAUGGUAAGCUUUGUGGUAAGACCUAUAAAAUUAGUGAGAUUAGGGGUAAUAUUGAUCGGGACAAUUCUUAGGGUUAGAAGAGAAGAGAUAGUAGGGGUGUGACUCGGUUUAGAGCUAAAUCUGUAUGGAUUUCUUGUAAUUAUAAACCCUGAUGGUCACUAUAGUCCUGAGCCCUGUGUAAAAUAUUUUGUGGUACAAAGAACGGGGUCAAUUCUGAUACUAGUGGGUUUUGUAACCUUGAUAGAGCAGCACGUAGUGAGAGGGCUGGUGAUAAGGGGGGCGGGUACAGUGUUAAAAUCUGGCGUUUUCCCGCUACAUUCGUGGGUCCCUUCAAUUAUUAAGAACAGCAGAUGGUUAGCAAGAGGGUUAAUAUUAACUUGGCAAAAAGUCGCCCCCCUUGUCUUUUUAUCAAUAAUUAUACCCUCUAAGGGGUUGUGAGUAGUAAUUGUAUUGAUAGCUGGAAUUGGGGCAGUAGGGGGCCUUAACCAGAAUUCAGUACGAGUAAUAAGCGCGUACUCGUCGUUUGUGCAUACAUCAUGAAUGCUGUUAGGGCUCACAUGGUCAAGAGUAGUCUUUGUAGGGUAUUUUGCAGUUUACUCGCUGUCGGUAGGGCUGUUUUUUUAUGGGUGCUCAAUAAUAAACAAAACAAGAAUGGGCGGUCAGAUUAGUAGAGCCGCGAGGGGUAUAGGGUUACUGAUACUGAUGGGGAUGCCUCCUUUCCUUGGCUUUCUAGCGAAAGUAUUGGUGUUUCUAAUGAGAGGAAGGGCUGUAAUCGUGGCUUGUAUUAUAGGUUCAGUAAUCAGGCUAAAAUUCUACAUUGACUUUUUUUAUAGGAUAGUAAUAAAAAGGUUAGUAGACAAAAACAAAGCAGAAUUCAAGAUUAUGUGGAGGAUAGUGAUCGGGGCUAACCUAGCAGGGGGGGCAUUGAUCUUGGUGAGAUUUAUUUAG